This is a messenger RNA of Mollisia scopiformis, 2069 nucleotides long. RefSeq lists its product as uncharacterized. Lineage: Eukaryota; Fungi; Ascomycota; Leotiomycetes; Helotiales; Mollisiaceae. The transcript has 2 exons. The coding region runs from base 83 to 1789 and encodes 568 amino acids. The record is from RefSeq and is a predicted model, not a curated record.
AUUCUGCUCAGCUGCACAUAAGCACCUGCUAAUCUCGCUUUGUGAAUAGUCUGGGACUCAAGUGCCACUUCGACGCUCCAAUAUGAUUGAAGUUGUCACAAUUCUGAAAGCAAUCUCGGCCAGCAUUGGGGUGUUGAAUUUUGCUUGGCAUGGGGUAAAAGAGUUCCGAGACCAUGGAAAAAUAAUGGCAAGAUUUAUACUGGAUGUCCAGACCAUUCAUCAGUUGUUAGGACUUUGGGAAAUCGAAUGGAAAAUCGGAGACUCGGAAGAUGAAGGCAUCAAGUGUUUUGGCCCAGAUGGAUGGAGGUUAAUCCGACAACAGAUCGCUUCGAUUGUCGAUACGAGUUUGGGACUCGUCGGCUUGCUUGCCCCACCACUGCCAUCUGGAAAGAACGAUACGUCGACAAUAUCGGAAGGAACCUCGUCUAUCCCUUCUCAUAGAAAGUUACUUAAACGCAGCGGCCCGCCCCCAGAAAUCCUGCUCGGGAGAGAAUUUCUGAACAGCCAAUCCCACCAAACUCUCGAAGCACUUCAGGAAUACAAAAGUUACGAGAAAUUCUGCGACAAAUCCUCGUCCUUUGGCCAAAAGCUUUGGGACGUCUUGAUAUCGAAGAAUACAGACGUCUUGGAAAAGAUAAAAUCCCUCGCAGAAGGGUACCGCCAACUGGAAACCUUGUCCGAUAGCAGUUUUGAAGCCUGCUAUAAAAAUGAAAACCUUUCAGCAACUAUGCCUAUACAGGUUCGACAAGACGCAGUCCAGAGACGAUAUGACUCCAAGUACGCAAUUGGUUUUCGAAAGAAUGCUACGAGCAUCAUCUACGCAUCAGCUUUUCCCACUCAGGACGCCGAAAGUAUUGGACUACAGCUUGAAGAACAAGUCUUGAGUGCUAGUUAUUCAGUACAAGAUACUGACGCUAUUAACUAUACCUUAAUUCUUGAGCCAUCCAAGCGAGAAGGAUCUUUCGAACUCUCUGUCAAGGCAGUUGGACCUCGGAGACCAGAAGCAAUCGAACCAGCCUCAACUUUCACAGAUGCCUGUGAGCAAGCUCGGGACAGCUACCAACAGAAACGCCAGGUUUGGCUACAGGUCAACUCCAAACAAGAAUUUCUAUAUUAUUCUAUCGUAGCUUCUCCAUCACAGCCUGGAGGUGAAGUUUCAAGACUGGCCGAACGCCUCCGUUCCCAAUACCCUGAGCAACUUCUCCCGUACCGCGAAAGUCUCGAGCUCCUCUUUCGUCUUACCUGCUCAUCUUACCUUCUCUUAAACACGCCUUGGAUGUCGGCGUUCAGCAGCGAAUGUCUAAUCAUUCGAAAAGGCGGAGAAAUGCCUCCCCGUUACUCGCUUGGCUUUCGAGAGAUAGAUGGAAGCAGAUGUCAGGUCCUGAAAGCACUGCAAACCAGUUCCGAGCCGGAGGCGUACAGCAUCGGAAUCUUAUUAAUUGAGCUAGCAUUGAGGAAGAAGGUGACGGGUUUCCAAAACCAACCUCUGAAGAUCCAACUACUCGGCGAGGAUAAGCUCGAGCCUCUUAACAAGAUCAUCGACCGCGCUGGGCAGAGACUGACUCGAGCAUUUGCCAAGAUUCUCCGGCAAUGCUUUUUCCAAAUUCAAGUCCCUCGGGAUUGCUACGAUCAAGAGCAGAAAGACGAUCUCGAGCUUUACAUGCUUGAGGGUUUUUACAGGAACGUUUUAAAGCCUCUUGAAAGAAUGAGCCACAAACGAAUAGCUGUACCAAGCAAUACCAGGCCACUUCGACCGAGGAACGUCCUUCAGCCGAUAGCGACGAAUUAACAUUCCUGUCUUGGGAAGUGUUUCGGCAUUCUAGGAGUAAUAGAGUGUCUUCAAAUCCCCAUAUUGAAUAUCGAGUCAUGCUGCGAAUACAGAUCUUCGAAUGGAUGCAAAUUAGUGGCGUUGUCUCGACGAGAUAUAUGGCCAAGAGGUUGAGGUAGCUUGCAAUGUAAAAUGCGGUUCAGAUGUCCUUUCUUCACACCCCAGAAAGUUAGGUAACUCAAAAAGUAAUUUGAAGCUGAACCUGAGGCGGAAGAUCCCGUCUAGAAUGCGAUAUCGAAAU